AAAAGAAUAUGAAUUUGAAAUGCACUCAAAAAACCUGCCACAACACUUUGCAUCGUUUUAACAGCCGCACGUGGUUACUGUACGUUCUGGCAAGAGCACGGAGUGAAUGUGGGUGUUCUCUGAGAGGUCCGCGGUACUGGCGCUUCUUGCUGGCAGCUGACUUGCGAGCAGUAACUAAAUCCACCCGACCGUUAAUCCCGUUUGGGCCCCUCCUGCUCCGCUGUUAUUUCCCUGAAGAUGUCGCCCGUGCAGUUAUAUUCAGGAAAACUGUCUCCAAAAAGCAUUGAAAUUUAAUGAAAACCGUUAUACCCAUUUUCCAGAAUAUCAUUAUUUUGUUUUAUGGGCCCAAAUUUUACGAACUAGAAUGUUCAUGCCUACAGGGGCGACGAAUAGGCUCUCAAUACGGAAUACGAAGGAAAAGCUACGAAGACGCACGUAAGGCGGAAACAUACAUUCCAAAACUUCGUCCUCGUAUUCCGGAGGGGGGGGGGGGAACUGGAGGCCUGAAAACGUGUAAAUCUGUCAUAGUUUCGAAACCGAUGUUUGCCAUUGUCACAGUACUUUCUGACAUAUGACAAAGUAAAUUCGAAAAAGAUAAAAGGAUUGGGAAUGAGGAUUACAAUCGCACCUGGGAACUCCACCGCAACAUUUGCGCAUCGCUUUAACAGCCGUGGCUACCGUACACACUGGCAAGAUCGCAGAGUGUACUUCAUAGUAUCUUUGGACGUUCCAUAUGUUCCAUAUUACGGCCACAGUAAGAAACACAGAACUGGCAGUGAAACUGUUUCUUUUUUUGCGCGCGCGCUUCCGCGCCCCUGUGAAGCGUCUAAUAAAAUUGUUCUGACCGUCCGUCUGUACAUAUGAAAUAAUUUCAGAAUCACUGAACGGAAUUUCGUAAAAUAUGUCAUGACAUUUGUGUAAACGUCCAAAUUUGAGGUUAAGUAACGGCAACAAUGACUGUGACGUGGCGGCAUAGUAGCAGUAAAAUAAUAUCGAACGGUGUAAAGUGAAAUCCUUCGGAACCCUGACAGUGAGAGACGCCACACUGCCUGCCCUCAACCAGAAGCUGCAAGCGUAUCCAACGGCGAACCUGGACACUGUAACAGGGCCCAUCGGAUCCAUCUGGCAGCUCUGGCCGUCAUACUACUGCCGAUGACAAUCCUAAGAGACAUGGACACCAUAAAGGCAGAAUCCCAUGCAGAUGAUGAGACAGUCAUGGUGUCUGCUGACAGUUACUGUAACUGGACUGAUACGAAGGAGGAAGUGGAUCCUCUCUUAAUAACAUUCCCGUCAGUGAAGCCUGAAAGUGAGCGAGACCUGGACUGUGUGAAGGCAGAAACCGACGGGGACAGUGAGACAGGGAUGGUGUCUGCUGACAGUUAUGAUGACCUGAUUGAUGUAAAGGAAGAGAUGAGUCCUGUCAUAACUUUCCCAGCAGUGAAGUCUGAAAGCCAGAAAGAGUCUUGUGAUUCUAGUGAGACUGCUGAACUUCCAAGUGAAGAAAUGACAGAUGAGAUUCAUGAGAGUGACAAGAAGCCAGCGAUUGAAGAUGGAUCCUCUAUCAUGAAGAAGAUAGGUAAUGUUUGGAGUUGUGACAUAUGCAAGGAAGGGUUCCCAUCACAUCAGCAUCUCACUGAACACUGCCAAACGCACGUCACAGACACUUCAUUCAAGCAUGAUGUUAGUGGUGUGCAGCCUUCACAAAGUGAAUUGCAUGUGAAACAUAAGGACACACAUUUCAGAUGUUCCACAUGUGGGAAACAGUAUUCACGGCAUCCAGAUUUUGUGAUUCAUCAGCGAAGACAUACGGGUGACGCACCUUUCAGUUGUGACAUUUGUGGGAAAGGAUAUUCACGUCCAAAAAAUCUUGUGAGACAUCAGGGAACUCAUACAAGUGAAAGGUGUUUCAUGUGUUCUACUUGUGGGAAACCAUUCUUACGCAGAUCACGUCUUUUGAUACAUCAGAGAACCCACACAGGUGAAAGGCCUUUCAAAUGUGGCAUUUGUGGGAAAAGAUAUUCAUGUCAAAGAAAUUGUAUGGCACAUCAAGUAGCACAUACAGGCCAUAAGCCUUUCAGAUGCCUUGUUUGUGGAAAAGAAUUCUCAUGGAAAGCACGACUUGUAACACACCAGCAAGCACAUACAGGUGACAGACCCUUCAAAUGUUUUACGUGUGGAAAAACAUUCAUAUGGAAAGGGAACCUCAUGAGUCAUCAGAAAAUUCAUACAGGUGACAAGCCUUUCAAAUGUGCUGUUUGUGGAAAAGCAUUCUCAUGGAAACGAAAUCUGCUCACACAUGAAGUGUCCCAUACAGGUGACAAGUCUUUCAAAUGUUUCACUUGUGGCAAAAGUUUUUCACAUAAAGGAUCUUUUCGGACUCAUCAGAGAUUACAUAGAACUGAUACAAAUUUCAAAUGUGGCAUUUGUGAAAAAGGAUUUCCACGUAAAGAUAGGCUUGUGAGACAUUUACAAUCAUGCAUAUCUGAAAAGCCUGUCUAGAAAUGUUUUCCACUCAAGUUAGAAUGUGUUUUGAACCACUAAAGAGAAAGGAAGGCGGGGUUUCAGGUGUGAAAGGAGGAGGUACCUUUGAACUUUACUUUUGAAUGUGCCAUUCAGAUGGUGCAAGGAAACUAGGCUUGUACUGCCUCUAGAUGUGACACAUCAGCUUCUUGUCUGUGCUGAAGAUAUUCAUAUAUUGGAAGAAAACGUGAAUACUGUCACGUGUUUGCUAGGUAACGUGGCAAGAAAAUUUAUGU
This is a messenger RNA of Cryptotermes secundus, 2756 nucleotides long. Its product is annotated as zinc finger protein OZF-like. The record is from RefSeq and is a predicted model, not a curated record. Gene Ontology annotation, biological process: negative regulation of transcription by RNA polymerase II. NCBI's taxonomy places the organism in Eukaryota, Metazoa, Arthropoda, Insecta, Blattodea, Kalotermitidae. The transcript is spliced from 5 exons. The coding region runs from base 1153 to 2499 and encodes 448 amino acids. Gene Ontology annotation, molecular function: RNA polymerase II cis-regulatory region sequence-specific DNA binding; DNA-binding transcription repressor activity, RNA polymerase II-specific.